Molecule: messenger RNA, 3038 nt
Organism: Hevea brasiliensis (rubber tree)
Lineage: Eukaryota; Viridiplantae; Streptophyta; Magnoliopsida; Malpighiales; Euphorbiaceae
Product: putative protein FAR1-RELATED SEQUENCE 10
Exons: 5
Coding region: 368-2440 (690 amino acids)
Biological process (GO): regulation of DNA-templated transcription
Molecular function (GO): zinc ion binding
Source: RefSeq, a predicted model, not a curated record
ACAAGUCAGACGUACGUUAGGCAUUACCGAAUUGGGCCUCCAAUUCGACUCUGCGAGAUUGUGACUGCGAGAUACUGUCUCGCAAGGACGCUGCUCCUGCUGCUGGCAAACCAAAAGCACAAACCAAGAAUCAGUCACACACCACACAGGAAUGAUGUGAUCUUCUUCUCCUAAAAAAGCUCACCUCUUUUACUCUUUUUCUCGCUUUUUUUUUUUUAAAUUCCUGGCGCUAUCUGGCAUUACCGUGCUGAUAAAGGGUUGGACUUCAGAAUCAUUUUUGAGGGUUCUUAGCAAUUUUCAUUUUCUUCUGCUGAAAGCAUACAGUGCACAAGUCUGGAUAUUGGAAUAACUUUUGCUACCAAGGGUUAUGAAGCCAUCAAAUAACAUAUGGAUUCGACGCCAGCAAUGCCCAUGUGGAGAUUGGAAAUGCUAUAUUAAGUAUGAAGGAGAUGAUCAGACAUCAAUGAGCUCUCAUCUUGUAAAGAAUGAGACACCAUCAAUAUCAUCAUCAGCAGAAGUUGUCUUUACACCUUAUGUAGGCCAAAUUUUCAAAAGUGAUGAUGAUGCUUUUGAGUAUUACAGCAAUUUUGCUCGGAAGAAUGGAUUUUCAAUCAGGAAAGCACGGUCAACUGAAAGCCAAAAUUUAGGGAUUUAUAGACGAGAUUUUGUUUGUUAUCGAUCUGGAUUUAAUCAACCAAGAAAAAAGGCCAACGUGGAGCAUCCCCGGGACAGGAAGUCAGUUCGAUGUGGAUGUGAUGCAAAAUUGUAUCUUACUAAGGAAAUUGUUGAUGGUGACACUCAAUGGUAUGUCUCACAGUUUAGCAAUGUUCAUAAUCAUGAAUUAUUGGAAGAUGACCAGGUGCGCUUGCUACCUGCAUAUCGGAAAAUACAGGAGGCUGAUCAAGAACGCAUUCUUUUGCUAUCCAAAGCAGGGUUUCCUGUUAAUCGGAUAGUGAAGGUGUUGGAGUUAGAAAAGGGUGUUCAACCAGGACAAUUGCCCUUUAUAGAGAAGGAUGUUAGAAAUUUUGUUCGAACUUGUAAGAAGACUGUCCAAGAAAAUGAUGCUCUGCUCACUGAAAAGAGAGAGAAUGAUACAUUAGAACUUCUUGAGGCCUGCAAGGCUAUGACAGAGAGGGAUGCAGAUUUUGCUUAUGAUUAUACAACUGAUGAAAAUGAAAAGGUUGAAAAUAUUGCAUGGUCAUAUGGAGACUCUGUCCGUGCAUGUACAAUUUAUGGUGAUGUAGUUACAUUUGACACCUCAUAUCGUUCUAUUACAUAUGGGUUGCUCCUAGGAAUGUGGUUUGGCAUGGAUAACAAUGGGAAGGCAAUUUUAUUUGGAUGUGUUUUGUUGCAAGAUGAAAGUUCUGAUUCCUUUGCAUGGGCUUUACAGAGUUUUGUUCGCUUUAUGCGAGGAAGACAUCCACAGACAAUUAUAACAGAUAUAGAUUCAGGUCUGAGGGAUGCUAUAGCAAGGGAGUUGGCAAACACUAAACAUAUUAUAUGCAUAUGGCACAUUCUGUCCAAAUUAUUCAGCUGGUUCUCUUUUUCUCUUGGAUCACAGUAUGAAGAUUUUAAAGCUGAGUUUGAUAUGCUGUGUCGCCUUGAAAGUGUAGAAGAUUUUGAACACCAGUGGAAUCUUUUGGUUGCUAGAUUUGGACUUGCUUCAGAUAAGCAUAUGGGUCUUCUCUUUUCAUAUAGAGGAUACUGGUCAUUUUCCUGUAUCAGAGGUUACUUUCUGGCUCGUUCCUUGACAGCUGAGUUUUCUCAAUGUCUGGAUGUAUUCUUAAAAAGUAUAUUGAGAGGACAAACAUGUUUGCAAGUAUUCUUUGAGCAGGUUGCUCUUGCUGCCAACUUUGGAAAUCAAAGCAGAGAUGGGAUGCAGUAUAUGCAUAUCAAGACGAGCAUGCCUAUUGAAGAACAUGCAAGAAGUGUUCUCACACCUUAUGCCUUUAAUGUAUUUCAGCAUGAAAUAAUUUUGUCCCUGCAGUAUGGAACACAAGAAAUGGCAGAUGGAUCAUACCUUCUGAGGCACUACAAGAAAAUGGAUGGGGAAUGUCUUGUAAUUUGGAUACCAGAAGAGGAGCAAAUUCAUUGUUCAUGCAAGGAAUUUGACCAGUCUGGAAUAUUAUGUAGGCACUCUCUUAGAGUACUUUCAGUCAAGAACUACUUUCAGCUCCCGGAAAAAUACUUACCUCUUCGUUGGCGAAGGAAGCAUUCUUUGUUGCCAAUGGAUGAUCAAAAUGCUCAAAGCAACAGUGAUGAGUGUGCUCAAACCUUUCAUUCUCUUGCUUCAACUCUAUUGACAGAGUCAUUGGUAUCCAAGGAACGUUUUACUCAUGUUCAUCGAGAACUUACAGGACUUCUUGAUCAUGUUCGAACUAUGCCUAUGACAGAAGAAUUCUCGUUGAAUAUGACCAAUAACAAUAUUAGUGAAUCUUAGCAUUGCUGAUGUGCCAAGUGGAAGCUAGUAUGCAGUUGGAACCCUGCUCAUUCAAAAAGUUUAGGCUCCUUGAUCAUGUUCGAACUAUGCCUAUGACAGAAGAAUUCUCGUUGAAUAUGACCAAUGACAAUAUUAGUGAAUCUUAGCAUUGCUGAUGUACCAAGUGGAAGCUAGUAUGCAGUUGGAACCCUGCUCAUUCAAAAAGUUUAGGAUACCAGGAAGAAAUACGCAUGUAUUGAAGUACAUAAAAAAAAGGCAUAUUACUUUUGAAAAUUGGCUGACAAAAUAGGGGUGGUGAAAUACAAAUUUUGGGUUUUUCUCCACAGACCAUCCUAUAAUCCAUAACUGGAAAUUUAUUUUCAUCUUCUGCUGUACUCAAUUGAUGUAGUUGCUCAAUGUUUAAAAAGAUUUGGGAAAUCCUUGUUACUUGCUGGUGUAAGAUGUAAGAUGCAUUUUUUGGAUACAUACCUUUCAAGAAUGGUGGGGAAAGGAAUAGAAAUGGAAAGAUAGGUUCUUCUCUUUGACUUGGAAAGAGUUAUUUUAGUCUCAGUCGUUCAAUGUUCUGAAUCAGUAUGAAAAUCAUCAGGUUUGCUAUUAA